AUGAAAAUUGAAAAUUCGGUGGUGGGGUCCGGGCGUGGCUUUAAUUUGUGCUACACUGCGCGGCCGGUGGGCUUUAUGGAGGAUCGUUGGGACGAUGUUGUCUUUCUCUUGAGGCGUAUUAACGAUUUUAAUUCUCAGAUAGCUCCCUACAAUAAAAAAGCUAUAUCUUAUCUUCUUCGAAAACAAAAGGAUGUUAAUUUGGCGCAAGUGUUUAACGUGGCUAAGGAGAAGUAUGGUUGUGACACGAACCAAGAACGUUUCAGUUUUGUUGUGAUGGUCAUGAAGCUCUCCGGCUGCAUUACACAAGCAAAGGAGCUCGUAAAAGGCAUAGACCCUUCUUUGGUAAAAAGAGAUGGAUUUGAAUUAUUAAAUAAAUGUCUGGCGAAUGACGAUGAUCAUGACCGUAAAGAAGCCUUGAUCUCCAUGAGAGCUAUUCUUAUAGCUCUUGACAUCAAGUUACGUGAAAGCGGGCUUGUAGAAACAUUCCUCGAAAACAUCGGUAUGCUGGUUCCUUUUUCUGUUGAGGCCUGCUCUGAUACCAGCUUCCCCCUUUAUAAAUAUUUAGAGGACAGUGCCACAAUUGAGCCUAACAAGCUUAAAACCAUUAGGAGCGUUCUCAGUAUGGAUCCCCAGUUACAAACUGCACUGGGAGACUUUGAAGCUUCAUUAGAAAAAUUAAAGCCAAAAGUCAUCCUUCAGGAAGAAAUUUUGGCUACUAUCCCUCCAAGUGAUCCAAAGGAAAGGUUUAGCCAUUCAGUGGGCAAUGAAGAAGCUCACCCACCAGGGCCACCACCUGCUUAUAGCCCACAUGAUGAGCUCUGUGUUGGUACUACAUCUAGUAGUGCAACUUCUUCAGUCACUGAUACACGCUCAAGGGCGACCUCUGAUACUUCAUCCUUUCGUCAUCUUAGGGCUCCUCAUUUAUCAAACACACAGCGACAAAUGACUUAUCCUCCUAUUGCUAAUGAAUCUCCACCCCUCCCCUUUCCUACUACAGCUCAAGCUAAUUCAAUUGAACCAAAUGAUGCAACUGGAACACAAACAGAACUUUCAAAUACUGGAAAUUCUGUUCCUGGUGAUAAUUAACUGUGACAGUACUAUUUUUGCUUCACUAUUAUGCUUCACAUGUAGAUCAACUCAAUUUUAUUAUACAGCAAUAGUAUUAUCACUAACAAUAGUAUUAUCACUAACAAUAGUAUUAUCACUAACAAUAGUAUUAUCACUAACAAUAGUAUUAUCACUAACAAUGGUAUUAUCAUUGUAUUGAA
Amphimedon queenslandica is the source of this 1268-nucleotide messenger RNA. RefSeq lists its product as uncharacterized. The record is from RefSeq and is a predicted model, not a curated record. Lineage: Eukaryota; Metazoa; Porifera; Demospongiae; Haplosclerida; Niphatidae. The coding region runs from base 1 to 1086 and encodes 361 amino acids. The transcript has 4 exons.